AGUUCUGUCGUUACUCGUUCGCGAAUUCAGUUGAGUUUUUACUGCUGCGGAGCAAACCGACUGAAUUUUAGUUUUAUUGUUGCGAAAAGAAUUUGAAAAAUUGUCAAAAAUCCAAGAGAAAUGUAAAAAUUAUAUAGAUAAAAACCAAAAUAAUAAAAAAAAACGAACUUUAAUUGAAAAAAGUUUGCCCGGCAAAAUACAAUGUUUUCAACAAAUAUCUAAAUUGAUGUGCAAUUAAAUAUCGUUGGAAAAUUUAUUAAUGCAAAAAAAGGCGCAAAAAACAUGUACUCGAAGAAAAACAAUGUUUGAUUCGAAAGAUGUUGAUGGUUAUAAUCGUCGGCGUUUAAAAUGGUGAUUGAACGAUCACUGCAAAAGCAGGAAAGUGUCAAGUGCCAAUAAACAAACGAACGAGAUAUAUGUGAACUGGGAAUUUGUUAGCUUACAAAUUUACAUCAGUAACUAAAAAAAAAAAGAAACACAAACAAUUCACCUUAAGCGAGAAGAACUAUAGAAAGUAUACUAUAAUAAAAGGUAUAAAAAGCCGAAAGUGGUCGGCCUACCUUUGCGACUUCUGACACAAAAUGCACUCAAUCGUAAUCGGCAAAAACACUUUAAUUCAGUUGGAAAAUUUUGUAAUUGCGUGGAAGCGAUUUCAAAGAGUGCAGCCAUUUCUAAUAAAACUUCAGGAAACCAGCCGAAUCAAGCAAGGUACCCAGGCUUGGAAAGUUGUAAAGCUUUCUUCUAAUGUCACCCCUGGUGCAGCGCAACUAUCUGCAACAGUGAAAAGUGGUGGUGUUUUGAAAAUAAGUAAACAAUUCGUGGCAAAGUCUUAUGUCCCCCCACUAAAUGUAGCGGCGUUUGCAAACUUUGUCAAACUCAUCUAUUUUCAUCAUUAACUUAUUACAAAUAAACUUGACUUUUCAUUGCAAAAUUUAUAACAAUUGUAACAGCAAAUAAGCUAACCCAUCUAUACCUAUACCAAGUGAAAAAGUGCGUAUAAUAAUACGCGUAUAAGGCUAUUUAAUACCAAAACAAGAAGCAUAACAACGACGUCUGAAUGAUGGCAGAUCAUAUGGAUGAACCUCCGCAAAAGCGGACUAAAAUGGAUCCGACGGACUACGUCUCCGUUUUGGAAGAUGAUCUGCCAGAUGAACUUGUUACUGGUAACAGCAAUUGGCCAGAUCCUCUUAGCAGCGGUGGAGGACCUGGCGGUCCAGGAUCUGGCCUUGGAGUCAAUGUGGUUGGCGGUCCUAAUAAACCACCUGCACAAGGCCCUGGGCCAGGUGGACCGCAAAUUAAUGGUGGCGGCGAAGAUUCCACUGGUGUGGGCGGCAAUCAAGUCGGCGGUAAUCCUUUACGUCAAAUGCAACAUCAUCAACAUCUGCAACAAUUAUUGCAGCAACAAGGUAACAAGAACAUGGGUAUGAUAGGUAAUCCUAUGGGCGGAGCUGGAAUGAACCAAUUGGGUAGUAAAUCACCUAACUUGCAAUCACCAAACGCAGCUGGCAUGCAAGUAGUUGGUGGUCAAAUGGGCAUGGUCAAUUCGAUGGCGAUGUCUAUUUCUAAUAAUGGCGCUCAAGGAAUGAAUACGAUGCCCGGCAUGAAUACAAUUGCUCAAGGCAAUAUUGGAGGUAUGGUGAUCACCAAUAGUAAUUUGGGUGGUCUUGGUGGCAAUGCGGGAAUGGUGAACACAUUGAAACAACAAAUAGGCGCUGGAGCUGGCGGUAUGAUGAGCGCAGGGCCAGGCGGUGUGGGACCUGUUGGAAAUAUGGGUCCGGUCGGGGGUCCUAACCAAGGAAUGCAUUUAGGUGGCGGCCCCGGUCAUCCACAGGGUCUACAAAAUGGGCCGAUGAUGGGCAGAAUGGUCGGACAACAUAUGUUACGUGGUCCCAGUCCACAUUUAAUGGCUGCUAAUGGACCUGGCGUUGGUCCAGGAGGUGGUCCUCGAAUGCAAAAUCCAAAUAUACAAAUGGCUCAACGAUCAGAUGUGUUGAACGGUAAUCUUACGUACGGUGGUCCAGGUCAAAUGGCAAACAUGGUUGGCGGCAAUGUUGCUGUGGGACCCAAUGGCCCCUACGGCAAUGCGGUUGGCGGCGUUGGAAACUAUGGAGGGCCUGGUGGACCACAAGGUGGACUUAGCGUAAAUCCUAAUAAUCCACAACAACAACUUUUAGCACAGCAAAUGGCACAGCGUGCCGGUGUUCACCCUAUGCAACAGGGCAAUCGACCUGGUGUUCCCAUGGGAAUGGCUGGA
Messenger RNA from Rhagoletis zephyria (snowberry fruit fly), 2254 nucleotides. RefSeq names its product mediator of RNA polymerase II transcription subunit 15-like. The record is from RefSeq and is a predicted model, not a curated record. NCBI's taxonomy places the organism in Eukaryota, Metazoa, Arthropoda, Insecta, Diptera, Tephritidae.